Messenger RNA from Prunus armeniaca (apricot), 3249 nucleotides. Lineage: Eukaryota; Viridiplantae; Streptophyta; Magnoliopsida; Rosales; Rosaceae. The record is from the annotation of a GenBank genome assembly.
AUGAUAAUCAAGAAGAACCUCAAAUCCCAAAUGCCGAGUCUGAAACGGUGCAAACUCGGCGAGUCAGCGGGUGAGGACGAAGAUAACUCGGGCAGGAAGAAGAGGAAGACUAAUGGGUAUUACCCUCUCAAUCUACUCGGCGAGGUCGCCGCUGGUAUUAUACCGGUCAGUCUUCACGGUUUGCUCGGUUCAGUUGGGGCCGAGAAGGGCUUCUCUGCUUCGUGGUGCACCGAAGUCUCGUGCUCCCCUGAGGUGGAGUUGAAAUCGAAGAGCAGAGAGUCAGCCAAAGCGAAGACUAAUCGGACGGCAGAAGUUUCGCGGCCGCCUCUAGUGAGGACUUCGAGGGGCCGAGUUCAGGUACUUCCUUCUCGGUUUAAUGACUCCGUUAUUGAGAACUGGAAGAAAGAAAGUAAGACUAGUUUGCGUGAUUAUAGUAUAGAUGAGGAGAUUGAGUGUAAAAAAGAGAAAGCUAGCUUUAAAGCCCCCAAACAAGGUAGCCAAAAUGCCAAAAAGACACGAAAUGCUGAGAGAAUUGGAUAUAACAGUAAGAAGUAUUCGGGUAUGUGUGAAGAAGAAGAUGAAGUAGAGGAAGAAGGGAGUAUGCGGUUUAGAAGUUUAGAUAUUAGGAAGUAUUCGAGCUCACGUAGUACACUCACGUCAGUGCAUGAGCAAUUGGUUGAAGAUGACAAGUGUCCAGUUGCAGAAAUUGAUGAACAAGAUGAUUUAGUGGGCACAGUGAGGGCUCCAAAGGAGAGGAAAGAUGGAUUGUAUGGACCCGAAGACUUUUAUUCGGGUGAUACAGUGUGGGCGAAGCCAGGGAGAAAGGAGCCUUUCUGGCCUGCCAUUGUUAUUGAUCCAAUUUCGCAAGCGCCUGAGCUAGUUUUGAGGGCUUGCAUACCAGAUGCAGCAUGUGUGAUGUUCUUUGGAUACUCUGGGAAUGAGAAUCAAAGGGAUUAUGCUUGGGUCGGACGAGGGAUGAUUUUUCCCUUUAUGGAUUAUGUGGACAGGUUCCAGGCGCAGUCCGAAUUGAACAGCUGCGAGCCCUGUGAAUUCCAGAUGGCAAUUGAGGAGGCAUUUUUGGUGGAACAAGGGUUUACGGAAAAGUUGAUAGCAGAUAUAAACAUGGCGGCAAUGUAUGAUGACUCUCUACUUGGAGGGGUUCAAGAGGCUACAGGUUCAAAUCAUGAUCUGGACUGUCAAUUACUGAACCAGGACGUAUAUGGGAAGAAGAGAGACAUACGACCCUGUGAAGGCUGCGGUGUUUACCUUCCUUUUAAAAUGACAAAGAAAAUGAAGGUUUCAACUCCUGGAGAUCAAUUUCUUUGUAAAACGUGUGCUAAGUUAACAAAAUCAAAGCAUUAUUGUGGCAUAUGCAAGAAGAUUUGGAAUCAUUCAGACAGUGGAAGUUGGGUUCGCUGUGAUGGUUGUAAAGUGUGGGUGCAUGCAGAAUGUGACAAAAUUUCCAGCAACCUUUUUAAGAAUUUGGGAGGCACUGAGUACUACUGCCCUACUUGCAAAGUGAAAUUUAAUUUUGAAUUAUCAGAUUCUGAAAAAGGGCAACCAAAAGUAAAAUUGAGUAAAAAUAAUGGUCAAUUGGUGCUGCCUAACAAGGUUACUGUUCUCUGCAAUGGCGUGGAAGGCAUUUAUUUUCCAAGUCUUCACUCAGUCGUGUGCAAGUGUGGUUUUUGUGGGGCAGAGAAACAAGCACUUAGUGAAUGGGAGCGACACACAGGUUCCAAAUCAAGAAACUGGAGGACUAGUGUCAAAGUGAAAGGUUCUUUACUGCCACUGGAACAAUGGAUGCUGCAGUUAGCAGAGUAUCAUGAAAAUGCUAUUGUGUCUUCCAAACCUCCUAAACGGCCUUCUAUUAAAGAAAGAAAGCAGAAAUUGCUUACUUUUUUGCAAGAAAAGUAUGAACCUGUUCAUGUCAAGUGGACAACAGAACGAUGCGCUGUAUGUAGAUGGGUUGAAGAUUGGGACUACAAUAAAAUCAUCAUCUGCAACAGAUGUCAAAUAGCCGUUCAUCAAGAAUGCUAUGGAGCAAGAAAUGUUCGGGAUUUCACUUCGUGGGUCUGCAAAGCAUGUGAAACACCUGCAGUCAAGCGAGAAUGUUGCCUCUGUCCUGUUAAAGGAGGUGCUUUAAAGCCAACUGAUAUUGAGACAUUGUGGGUUCAUGUUACAUGUGCUUGGUUCAGACCCGAAGUCUCUUUUGCUAGUGAUGAAAAGAUGGAGCCGGCUCUUGGGAUCUUGAGUAUUCCGUCAAAUUCUUUUGUGAAGAUUUGUGUUAUCUGUAAGCAAAUUCAUGGUUCAUGCACGCAAUGUUGCAAGUGUUCCACUUAUUACCAUGCAAUGUGUGCAUCAAGGGCAGGUUAUCGCAUGGAGUUGCACUGUUUGGAGAAAAAUGGAAAACAGAUCACAAAGAUGAUCUCUUAUUGUGCUUAUCACAGGGCUCCAAAUCCAGAUACUGUCUUAAUUAUACAGACUCCUUUAGGGGUGUUUUCCGCCAAAAGCCUUCUCCAAAAUAAGAAGAGGCCUGGUUCAAGGUUAAUUUCGUCCAAUAGAACAAAGCUUGAAGAGGUUUCGACAGUUGAAACUACCGAGCCUGAGCCAUUAUCUGCUGCAAGGUGCCGAGUAUUCAAAAGAUUGAAAAAUAACAAGAAGAGAGUAGAGGAAGAUGCUGUUGCGCACCAAGUGAUGGGACAUUCCCAUCAUCCCCUUGGAGCAAUUCGAAGUUUGAAUACAUUCAGAAUAGUAGAGGAGCCUCCAACUUUUUCGUCUUUCAGAGAACGGCUGUACCAUUUACAGAGAACCGAACAUGAUCGUGUUUGCUUUGGUAGAUCUGGGAUACAUGGAUGGGGUCUCUUUGCACGCAGAGACAUUCAAGAAGGAGAAAUGGUUCUUGAAUACCGUGGUGAACAGGUGAGGCGCAGUGUUGCAGAUCUUAGGGAGGCACGUUAUAGAUCAGAAGGCAAAGACUGCUAUCUGUUUAAGAUCAGUGAAGAAGUGGUGGUGGAUGCUACUGAUAAAGGAAAUAUAGCACGCCUGAUCAACCAUUCAUGCAUGCCCAAUUGCUAUGCGAGGAUCAUGAGUGUGGGCGAUGAGGAAAGCCGGAUUGUACUUAUUGCAAAGGCUGACGUAACUUCCGGUGACGAGCUAACGUACGAUUACUUGUUUGAUCCUAACGAGCCUGAUGAAUUCAAAGUCCCUUGUCUAUGUAAAGCUCCCAACUGUCGGAAAUUCAUGAAUUAG